Molecule: messenger RNA, 2809 nt
Organism: Mytilinidion resinicola
Lineage: Eukaryota; Fungi; Ascomycota; Dothideomycetes; Mytilinidiales; Mytilinidiaceae
Product: phosphoketolase
Exons: 2
Coding region: 149-2614 (821 amino acids)
Biological process (GO): carbohydrate metabolic process
Molecular function (GO): aldehyde-lyase activity
Source: RefSeq, a predicted model, not a curated record
CACCAUUUGACAGCUUGUCCUAGCUUCCUAGCCUUUCUAGCAAGCUCUCCCUGUAGUCUCCGCCGACUUCCGGCUCAGGCACAGUUACUUAAUAGCUGACCGCUACCCCUCACCCACAAAGAAAGCUCCCACUGGAGGUAUCAUCAACAUGGCCUCCUCCAAACCCACAGAAGUCACCGAAGACCUCAAGGAGCUGAGCAUCUCUCCCUAUGGCGAUGCUCGCUCUUUCUCGAGCGAGCAGCCGCUCAGCGCUGAGGAGCUCCGCAAGACAAAUGACUACUUCAUGGCGACCAUGUACCUCUGCUUGGGCAUGAUCUAUCUGAAGGAGAACCCUCUUCUACGCGAUCCCCUCACUCUGGAUCACAUCAAGCGCCGAUUACUCGGCCAUUGGGGAUCCGAUGCGGGACAGAGCUUCACCUGGAUCCACAUGAACCGUCUCAUUAAGAAGUACGACUUGGAUGCCCUCUUCAUCUCUGGCCCCGGCCACGGAGCCCCCGCCGUUCUUUCGAACUCCUACCUCGAGGGUGUCUACUCCGAGGUCUACCCCGACAAAUCCGAAGACUUAAAGGGCCUGCAGAGAUUCUUCAAGGCUUUCUCGUUUCCCGGUGGCAUCGGCAGUCACGCAACCCCGGAAACCCCAGGUAGUCUUCACGAAGGUGGAGAGCUCGGAUACUCGAUUUCGCACGCCUUCGGUUCCGUUUUCGAUCACCCAGAUCUCAUCUCUUUAACAAUGGUUGGCGACGGCGAGAGCGAGACUGGCCCGCUAGCAACUAGCUGGCACAGCACCAAGUUCCUCAACCCAAUCACUGAUGGUGCGGUUCUUCCCGUACUGCAUCUCAACGGCUACAAGAUCAACAACCCCACUAUCCUAGCGCGUAUUAGCCACAAGGAGCUCGAGGCGCUCUUCAUCGGGUAUGGCUGGCAACCGUACUUUGUGGAAGGAUCAGAUCUACCCACCAUGCACCAGGCCAUGGCAUCCACAUUGGAACAUUGCGUUCUGGAAAUCAAGAAGUACCAGAAGCAAGCCCGCGAUUCUGGCAAAGCAUUCCGUCCACGCUGGCCCAUGAUUGUGCUCCGCACGCCGAAGGGUUGGACUGGACCUCGCAAGGUUGACGGAAAGUUCCUCGAGGGUUUCUGGCGCUCCCAUCAAGUCCCUAUUCCGGACGUCGCCAAGAACAAGAAUAGCCUGAAAAUCCUGGAAGAAUGGAUGCGCAGCUACAGACCAGAAAAGCUCUUCGAUGAGUCUGGUGCUCUUAUCCCGGAACUGAAGGACCUUGCACCCACAGGAGUCAGACGCAUGAGCGCCAACCCCGUAGCCAACGGUGGCAUCCUUCGCCGCAAGCUUCACCUCCCGGACUUCCGCGACUACGCCACUCCAGUCAAACAAGGUGGUGUCGAGAAUGUUGGUAGCAUGGCUAUCUUUGCUACUUUCCUUCGAGACAUCGUGAAGAACAACCCCAACCACUUCCGUGUCUUUGGUCCCGAUGAGACUGAGUCAAACAAGCUUGGUGCCAUCUACGAAGCUGGCAAGAAAGUUUGGAUGGGCGAAUACUUCGAAGAAGAUGCCGACGGCGGAAAUCUUGCUUUUGCGGGUCGGGUCAUGGAAAUGCUUAGCGAGCACACCUGCGAAGGCUGGCUCGAAGGCUACGUCCUCUCAGGACGGCACGGUCUACUCAACAGCUACGAGCCUUUUAUCCACAUCAUCGAUUCAAUGGUCAACCAGCAUUGCAAGUGGCUAGAGAAGUGCCUCGAGGUCGAGUGGCGUGUCAAGGUUGCCUCUCUCAACAUCCUCCUGACUGCAACCGUCUGGCGCCAGGACCACAACGGCUUCACACAUCAGGAUCCAGGCUUCCUCGAUGUUGUUGCCAACAAGAGCCCCGAAGUGGUCCGUAUCUACCUCCCGCCUGAUGCCAACUGCCUCCUCAGCGUCACGGACCAUUGUUUCCGUAGUGCCAACUACGUCAACGUCAUUGUCGCCGACAAACAAGACCAUCUCCAAUACCUCACUAUGGAGCAAGCUAUUCAGCAUUGCACGAAGGGCGCUGGUAUCUGGGAUUGGGCUUCCAACGACCAGGGAGAAGAGCCAGAUGUUGUCAUGGCCUCCUGCGGUGACGUCCCCACACACGAAUCUCUCGCCGCCACUUGCCUUCUCCGCGAGCUAGUUCCAGAGAUCAAAGUCCGUUUCGUCAACGUAGUUGAUCUGUUCAAGCUUAUACCAGAGAAAGAGCACCCUCACGGUCUUUCGGACCGGGAAUACCGCGCUCUUUUCACCAAUGACAAGCCCGUCAUCUUUAACUUUCACUCGUACCCAUGGCUCAUUCACCGCUUGACCUACAAGCGUCAAGGCCAACACAACCUCCAUGUGCGCGGCUACAAGGAGAAGGGCAACAUCGACACCCCCCUCGAGCUCGCCAUCCGAAACGAGACAGAUCGGUUCAGUCUGGCUAUCGACGCGAUUGACCGCAUGCCAAACCUGAAGAACAAGGCGAGCUCCGCGAGGGAGGAGUUGUUGAACCGGCAAAUCACGGCCCGGAACUACGCCUUCCACGAGGGCAUGGAUCCGGAGGAUUUGACCGGCUGGCGCUGGCCUUUCAAGACUGGCACAUCCGCAUGAAAUGUGUUGCUUUGGAUUCCCUCCUUGAUGUACACUUGGCGUCCAUGUGCGGUGGGCGGCUCUGUUCUCCUAAAAUCCACCUCUUCUCUCUCCUAUGUUCAAUUUCCCUUUCAAUGAUCAGACGGCUGGGGCAAUCCUGUUUCUACUGGGCAUAGACAUGAUAAUGGAAUUACAUGAAUAAUGCAUGACUGAAGC